Molecule: messenger RNA, 1689 nt
Organism: Strongylocentrotus purpuratus (purple sea urchin)
Lineage: Eukaryota; Metazoa; Echinodermata; Echinoidea; Camarodonta; Strongylocentrotidae
Product: NXPE family member 3-like
Exons: 6
Coding region: 2-1672 (556 amino acids)
Source: RefSeq, a predicted model, not a curated record
CAUGUCGAGGGCACGUAGAUAUGGAGUGGUUGGAAUUAUUUGCCUCAUUAUUAUUUCGGUGUUAGGAAUGUAUCUUGACAACGUGGAGAUCUCACGAACUAACUUGAUCACGUUCUCUAAACAUGAGAGACCACGUCGUAGCAUAGCUCCAAUGCACCUGGUAUCAAGCUGUGGACCAACGCAUCCAAAUCGUACGACCGUUUCUCUCUUAUCAAUUGUUCGUGGAUCCGAGACAAUUCCAUGGUCACCUACGACUGAAGAUGCAACGGGACUGACAGUUGUGGUAGGGGACAUACUGAAGUUUAGUUUAGAGGCUCGAGAUGCCAUGGGACGGCUAAAGAUACUCGGUGGAGACUACUGGUUUGCCAUCAUGGAGGAUCCAAAUAAAAACGCAUCUACUGUUGGGCGAAUAGUUGACCAUGAGAAUGGUCUAUACACCUUACUCUUUGUUGCUGGGUGGAGGGGGAUGAUUAGACUACGUAUCACACUUGUACAUCCCGCUGAAUUAGCCAAGUGGAUCAGAACUGAAUACCUCCAUAGCAUGAGAGCUCCCAGCUGGUCAGGACUUUUCAAAUUUGGAGAGCACGAAGAACGAUCACCGUGUUCCCUCAGCCUCGACGCCGUUUGGAGUGAGAAGUGUGUAGCCAAGCCUAAAGCUCUGCAGUACGCCAUCAUAGUAUGCAAUCCACCGAAGACCCUUCCAUGCGAUUCACUAGUGAGCCUUAAUGGAAAUCGAGCUCUCUACGAACAAGACUUCAAGACACGUUUACCAUCAGACCGCAAGAAAUAUCUUGAGAGACCAUAUUAUUAUACAGCCAUCACAAAUGUUCCAAGUGAUAUUUUUGUUACUGCGGAUGACUCAAAGAGACAACACCUUCUAUCCGAUGGCUCGUCUUAUCUACCGCACUGUGAACCAGGAAUGGACACGCCUUUGACAGAAGGAUACUGGUGGAACAAGACUUGGUUCUCAUUAACUUGUGGUCCUCGUGUCCCUUUGAACAAGGCCAAUGUACAUCAAUGUCUUCACGAUACCAACAUCUACUUCACCGGUGAUUCGACCACAAGGCAAUGGUUUGCCGCCAUCACCGAGGCCCUAGGGUUAGGACAACCGGAGGAUCAUAAGAUGAGUUUCCUGCUGCAGAGACGUGACAAGGCAGCAAAUCUUAACCUUACUUUUAUCUUCCAUCCUCUUACGACCCAUUCCCAGCCUAUCUUUGUCAAUCUCUCGACGGUCAAGUUUGAGGCUGAUGUUAUCCUCGAGUUGCCACGUCAUACUUGUAGGAAUGUUGUCGUGUUCAGUCCAUGGGCACACUUCUCUAUCUGGCAGUGGGAGGCGUACACAGACCGGUUGAAGGGCAUCAGGGCAGCCAUUUUGGUUGCCAAGCAGCGAUGUCCAGAUCUAAUAUUUGUUUAUAAAAGUCCACAUCCCUUAGACAAGUCAUCGGGGUUCCCUGCGCGAGACGUCGUCUUCAAUGAGAUGAGAUCUCUUGUCAGGGAUGUUUUUAAAGGUCUUGGCUUAAUGUUCGUUGAUAUAUGGGAUAUGAACCUAGGAAGUCCAUGGCCUAUUGCAUUGCAUAUGCCCGAAGACGUCAUUAAUCAGGAAGUUUCUGUAUUGUUGUCUUACUUGUGUCCGUUGCUACAGAGCAGGGACAAGAAAAAAACAACGGUAUAGAGAUAAACAGUACUCAU